Molecule: messenger RNA, 1244 nt
Organism: Ricinus communis (castor bean)
Lineage: Eukaryota; Viridiplantae; Streptophyta; Magnoliopsida; Malpighiales; Euphorbiaceae
Product: probable protein phosphatase 2C 26
Exons: 11
Coding region: 94-1065 (323 amino acids)
Source: RefSeq, a predicted model, not a curated record
CCCCCAAAAGAUUACCAAAAAACACAAGCCCCAAAACACAGGUGCUGUAGUAAAGGCUGUAAGAAAAGGAAGAAAACUAGCUAAAAGCGGGAAAUGGCAAUUUCCAUUUCUCGGUGUAACCAAUUCUUUCAUUCCUCACUUCCUAAUCUACCUUAUCGAAAUUCAAUUCCCAAGAAGAACAAAUGGCUUUGCUUUGCUACUUCAUCUCAACUCAAUCCUGUUGGUUCUGAUGUCUGUGUUUGUGUUGGAACUCACCUCAUCCCACAUCCCAACAAGAUUGACAGAGGCGGGGAAGAUGCAUUCUUUGUGAGUAGCUACAAUGGGGGAGUUAUUGCUGUUGCUGAUGGUGUCUCUGGUUGGGCUGAACAGGAUGUGGAUCCUUCAUUGUUCCCCCGCGAACUGAUGGCCAAUGCUUCCUGUCUUGUGGGGGAUGAAGAGGUCAACUAUGAUCCCCAGAUUCUCAUAAGGAAAGCACAUGCUGCUACUUCCUCUAUAGGUUCAGCUACUGUAAUUGUUGCCAUGCUGGAGAGGAAUGGAAUGCUAAAGAUUGCGAAUGUAGGGGAUUGUGGACUAAGGGUUAUUCGUGGAGGUCGGAUAAUUUUUUCCACAUCUACUCAAGAACAUUAUUUUGAUUGUCCCUACCAAUUAAGCUCAGAAAUAGUUGGGCAAACAUAUCUUGAUGCCAUGGUUAGCAGUGUGGAAUUAAUGGAGGGAGACACCAUUGUGAUGGGCUCAGAUGGACUCUUUGACAAUGUUUUCAGUGAAGAAAUUGUUUCGACAAUUGGCACACACAAUGAUGUGGCUGAGGCUGCAAAGGCAUUAGCUAACCUAGCAAGCAUGCAUUCACUGGAUUCGGAUUUCGAAUCACCAUAUGCAUUGGAAGCCAGGUCGAAGGGUUUCGAUGUUCCACUUUGGAAGAAAAUCCUCGGGUUGAAACUUACAGGAGGAAAGCUUGAUGAUAUUACUGUGAUAGUUGGCCGGGUUGUAAGAUCUGGGGGAUUAGAAGGUGAAUCCAACAUGGGAAUUCCUCCCUCCCACUUGCCAACAUCGGAAUAUAGCAUUUAAAGAAACGGCUUUACAAUAUGGUUGUAAAUUUCAUUUUAUUCUUUUGCUAAUUGGCUAUUGACUGUAUAGUGAAGCUUGAUUAGGUUCUACUGAAGGAACCACAGAAAACUGAUAUAAAACAAGAUUGACGCCAUAAAAUCCAUGAAAAAAAGUGUCCCGCGUCUUUUGAACUGCUUCAA